Molecule: messenger RNA, 856 nt
Organism: Thermothielavioides terrestris NRRL 8126
Lineage: Eukaryota; Fungi; Ascomycota; Sordariomycetes; Sordariales; Chaetomiaceae
Product: 40S ribosomal protein S22
Exons: 4
Coding region: 205-597 (130 amino acids)
Biological process (GO): translation
Cellular component (GO): cytosolic small ribosomal subunit; ribosome
Molecular function (GO): structural constituent of ribosome
Source: RefSeq, a predicted model, not a curated record
CCAGCGCUCAGCGUUAGGGCAAGUUUUCUCGGGCACGGGCCACCACAGCUGCCCAGCUCACUCAAUUUUUGACAAACAGACCACCGCUCUUUUUCUGAACCACUUGCAAUCACCACCGGCUUCUCGACGCAGGCACCUACGAGAUACCUCAUUUCCGUUUGACGAUUUGAGAAUCUCCAUCUCGACCACCCGCCAACCGCCAAAAUGGUCCGCACCUCCGUCCUGCACGAUGCCCUCAACAGCAUCAACAACGCCGAGAAGGCCGGCAAGCGCCAGGUCCUGAUCCGGCCCUCGUCGAAGGUUAUUGUCAAGUUCCUGCAAGUCAUGCAGCGCCACGGCUACAUUGGCGAGUUCGAGGAGGUCGACAACCACCGCAGCGGCAAGAUCGUUGUCCAGCUCAACGGCCGUCUCAACAAGUGCGGUGUUAUCUCUCCGCGCUACAACGUCCGGCUGGCCGAGCUUGAGAAGUGGGUUGUGAAGCUCCUGCCUGCGCGUCAGUUCGGCUACGUCAUCCUGACCACCUCGGCUGGUAUCAUGGACCACGAGGAGGCCCGUCGCAAGCACGUCGCUGGCAAGAUCAUUGGCUUCUUCUACUAGACACCAAAAAACGAAUGAGAGACGAACGGACCCAAAAGACAAAAAACAUGGAGUGUGUGCGGCGUUGAUCUGCGUUUGAGGGAUACCCAUCCGUGAAUAGAACGGCCUGCAUUUUCCACAUGAUUGUGGCAGAUUAAUUUUCACACAAGACUGCCGGCGUCCCUGCCUGUCCAGGCCCAAGUGGAUUGCACCUGUGAUGUUUGUGAGCACUGUUUUCCGAGCCUCGGUCAGGGAGAUAGUUUCCACGCUGGGUGCAUCU